Molecule: messenger RNA, 147 nt
Organism: Staurois parvus
Lineage: Eukaryota; Metazoa; Chordata; Amphibia; Anura; Ranidae
Source: the annotation of a GenBank genome assembly
AUGCGGAUAUUUACAGUGCCACCGACCAUAGAGACGGCAUCCGAGUCUAAUUUUUACGAUGAUAUGAAGAAGAUUCGCUUGCGCCAACAGCUAGAGAUGUAUUACAUUUCUCGGAAACAUGAUCAGAAUGACAGCGUUUUCAGGUGA